AUGAAGCAACUGAAUCGACCGGUACAACUAUGCUUAGCAACCUCAACCUGGCUAAUCGUAGUGACUGGCUCAAACCUAACCCCAACACCUACACCAUGGCCAGAGCAGUUUCACGCUCUUCUGUACAUGAACCUCACUUCCUCAGGCCAUCUCCAGCUUAGUGAUGUAUGGUACGACUGGCCUAGAGGCAGAAACGUAAACAUAUUUCAGAAGCAGCUGGGUGAGCUUUUGUAUGAUGUAGAGUGGAACAACGGCACGUCGUAUUACUUCACCUUGGGGGAGGGAGGGCAUUGCCAGGUUAUGGAGUUUGAAGUGGGUAUUCCUCGGCCUGAUUUUCUUGAUGGAGCAAACUACCUUGGGACAGAGGUCACUGAUGGGUUUCUGUGCAACGUGUGGGAGAAGGUGGAUUUCAUUUGGUACUAUGAAGAUGUUCAAACUAAGAGACCUGUCCGUUGGGAUUUCUAUGAUGGAAUAACUAAUCACGUCAUGACAUUUGAUGUUGGUGCAGUCUUGCCGGAUUCAGUUACUCAAGCACCUGCGUACUGUUUCAAUCAAAAUUUAGAUGCUGCUGAUGCGUAA
Messenger RNA from Fragaria vesca subsp. vesca, 579 nucleotides. RefSeq lists its product as uncharacterized. The transcript is spliced from 2 exons. The record is from RefSeq and is a predicted model, not a curated record. NCBI's taxonomy places the organism in Eukaryota, Viridiplantae, Streptophyta, Magnoliopsida, Rosales, Rosaceae. Bases 1 to 579 code for a protein of 192 amino acids.